This is a messenger RNA of Vanessa tameamea, 1330 nucleotides long. RefSeq lists its product as uncharacterized. Lineage: Eukaryota; Metazoa; Arthropoda; Insecta; Lepidoptera; Nymphalidae. The transcript has 2 exons. The record is from RefSeq and is a predicted model, not a curated record. The coding region runs from base 1 to 636 and encodes 211 amino acids.
AUGAGCAUUCCUCAGAUAGAGGAGAAUCUGUACGAGCGCGUCGACGUGGGCGGCGUGAACGCGGUGGGGGCCGUGGGCGCCGUCGGGGCCAUGGGCGCCAUGGGGGCCGUGGGCGCCGUGGGCGGGCUGGGAGCCCUCGCCGGCGUGGGGCGCGGCGGCGCGGCCUACUGGUGGUGGCGCGUGGCGCCGCCCUGCCGUCGCCACCGGCGCGCCUCGCAGACGCUGGAAUUCAACGAGCGCCUGGCGCCGGCGCGGCGCGACGAGGCGCAGGGCACCGUGCCGCGCGCGCGCCGCCUCGUGCGCGGCGCGCUGUGCGGCGCCGUGCACCUGCAGAUGGCGGCGCGCGCGCGCCUGUCGGCCUCGUGCGGCACCAUCGACGCGCCGCCGCCGCGCCUGCUGCUCAUGCAGCGCUGGCGCGCGCCGGCGCCGCCGCCGCCCGCGUCGCGCUCCUACCACCUGCUGCCCGAGAGCCAGCGCGCGCCGCCGCACCCGCGCUUCCGCGGCGCGGAGAGGCCGUGCUGCGAGGCGGACGAGGAGGCGUACGAGGCGGACGAGGGCGAGGCGGAGGCGGCCGGCGCGCGCUCGUCGUCCAACUCGGACGCCGACUCGGACGAGGAGCCGCUGCGCCCGGACUGAGCGACGCGGACGACCGACUGUUACGAACGAUUUAUCUAAUUUGAAAUAAAAGUAAUAUAACUUAGUCGUAGACCGAUUGUACCUUCAUCGACGGCCGCGGGGGGCCGAGGGCCGAGGGCCGAGGGCCGGGUUCGCGGCUCGGGAAAGGGAUGCAUUUACUUCUGAAGUGUGACGUCGAUGUCUCUCGCUCCUUCUCUGUGUUUAGUAUAAUUGUGAAAAAAUGAAUCUCAAUCAAGAUGCGUUUGUCGAGCGCUAUUAUUCGACAAAGAUGUGCUCCCGAUUAUGAUUAAGCAAAAUGUAUCGUAAUAGCGAUUUGGCUAAUUUUACAACGAAGUAUUUGAACUCGUCGCCUCCAUGUCGCGAGUGAUAUCAUUCCCGACUAUCGCUGAUCGAGCGAAGUUCUUAGUAAACGUUUCAGUAUUGCAAACAUUCCAUUGUAGUAGCGCCGCCGACGCCGACGAGGGAACUCUGAGCACUCUGUGAUGACGCGCCGGUGCCGACACGCUUAGGGCGCACUUGUAUGCUUCUUGAUCGUUAGACGACGUGAAUGUGUCGGCAUUGGGACUGAGUCUAAUAUAUUCUCGUUUUGGUUUCGUAGCACGUAAACAAAAGAACAAUAAUAUUAUAAUCUUCAAUACGAUUGUCUUAAAAUUAUAUCUUUAUUGUAGUUAAAUGAAUAAAUGUGACUUUCCAA